AUGGAAGCCGCCCAAGUAUUGCAGCCAGAAAGCAACCCCAAUAUUCCCGAGUUUGGCGCCGGUGACACGGUACGCGUGAAUUUCCGGAUUCGUGAAGGUGAAAGAGAGCGUAUCCAGGCGUUUCAGGGUGUGGUAAUUCGCCGCCAGAACGGUACUGGACCUUCGGCCAACUUUACCGUGCGCCGCAUGGCCGGCGGUGGUAUCGGGGUAGAGAGGAUUUUCCCCCUUUACUCUCCCUUGAUAGACUCCCUUGAAGUUACCCGCCGGGGCGCCGUGCGUCGGGCCAAGCUCUACUACCUGCGUGGCUUGCAGGGUCGCGCCGCUCGUAUUAAGGAAAAGACCGUCCCCCGGCGGCCCCGGGGGCCAAGCGCCAGUUAG
This is a messenger RNA of Geodia barretti, 378 nucleotides long. The record is from the annotation of a GenBank genome assembly. Lineage: Eukaryota; Metazoa; Porifera; Demospongiae; Tetractinellida; Geodiidae.